UGCGAUAGCGUAAAUCCGAUCGUAAACAUUCAAGAAAAUUAACUUUAAUUUUUAACAUUAGUAAAAUGAGGCCUGCAGACGUAACACUGCAUGUUGCUGUUGGUGUUAGCAGUGUUGUCCUAACGGUUUUAGGAGCAGUGAUACUAAAGAAACUACUGGCCAAAGAAAAAAUUCCGAAAAAAUGGCGAAAAAUUGGCACAGUGGAAGACCUAAUUAUUUAUCCAGUAAAGAGCGCAAAGGGAAUUAAUGCUGACCGCUUAUUUGUAACAGAGAAAGGAGUAAAGGAGAUUGAGAAACGCGACAAUAGCAUUGAACUCAGAGACAGAUCUUUCCUAAUCUAUACCAGCAAAGAUAGAGAGGUGCGAACUGCUCGACAACUUCCCAAAAGUGUAACAAUUGGAAUUCAAGCAGCAGAAAACGGCAUAAUACUGAGCGCUCCCAAUAAAAUAGAUUUGUAUUUAAGUUUGCCCAGAACGAAAAACGACAUUAAAGUCACACUUACAUGGGGCAGUACGUUUGGAAAUGAGGCAUUUUGGUGUACGGAUUGUGGCGAAGUUGUAGCGAAAUGGUUGAGCGAUUAUCUGCUCAAUAAAUCCGAAGGUUUGAGAUUGGGAUAUGGGGAUGGUUCCCAAGAGCGUAACGUGCUAAAGGACCACAAAAAAUGGGCUGCGCAUUAUACAAACAUGGACAACAGCAUGGCGGGCAUAUUCAGCGACCUGGCAGCUUUGCACUUAAUUAAUAAAUCAACCAUCGACGAUCUGAACAGUCGACUUGGCGCAGAACAGAAAGUCUCCAUUAAAAACUUCAGACCCAACGUAUUUGUCGAAGGACCCGAAGCAUUCGAUGAAGACAAUUGGGAGCAUGUGAAAAUCGGCGAUGUUGUCACAAAAGUGUGUCUCGAGUGCUUGAGGUGCAUUCAAUCGACUGUAUCGGAAAAUGGGGAAAUGAGCAAAGAGCGUGAACCUUUGAAAACUUUGGAAAAGUAUCGGAAAUCUGACGGACCAUUUAAAUACGGCAGAAUGGGGAUUUAUCUAAGGGUUCUGAAAAUUGGAAAGAUUCGCAAAGGGGAUGCCAUUUAUGUACCAGAGAAGAUUAAUCAAUAAAUUGCAUAAAAUAAUACCUAUAAAAAUACUUACUAGCUAUAAAAAAUGUUUCAACAUUUCGUCAUCUGUCUUUUGUGCUCUGUAAUUUUUUAACGACGUCACAGUAUAAAAUGAGGAGAUUUGGGUAUAAUAACAAAUGUAAGAAAACAGCCAGAACAUCGACUUUAUUCAUUUAUGCAGUGCAAACUUAGCUUUACAAAUUAAUGGCAAGCAAUUAAGAUAAUUGUGAAUUAGGUUCUAAGUAUAAAGGUUCCUCUGAAAUGGAGUUGUGCCAAAUUUGGUUAAAAUACACUGUGUCGCAAAUUUUACGCAGAGCUGAAAUAUUCCCUAGCUUUGACUGUGGAUAUGUUCUCAGUCGGUUCUUGGACAAAUUGCAAGUUAUAAAAUAAGCCAAGAAAAAUUAAAUAAACAUAUUGUACAGAGUU
Messenger RNA from Dendroctonus ponderosae (mountain pine beetle), 1528 nucleotides. Its product is annotated as mitochondrial amidoxime reducing component 2. The record is from RefSeq and is a predicted model, not a curated record. Bases 66 to 1103 code for a protein of 345 amino acids. The transcript is spliced from 7 exons. NCBI's taxonomy places the organism in Eukaryota, Metazoa, Arthropoda, Insecta, Coleoptera, Curculionidae. Gene Ontology annotation, molecular function: pyridoxal phosphate binding; catalytic activity; molybdenum ion binding.